Molecule: messenger RNA, 3127 nt
Organism: Sphaerulina musiva SO2202
Lineage: Eukaryota; Fungi; Ascomycota; Dothideomycetes; Mycosphaerellales; Mycosphaerellaceae
Product: sulfate permease
Exons: 2
Coding region: 488-2953 (821 amino acids)
Biological process (GO): transmembrane transport
Cellular component (GO): membrane
Molecular function (GO): secondary active sulfate transmembrane transporter activity
Source: RefSeq, a predicted model, not a curated record
AUGAACCUUCGCUCGCCUCGUCGUCGUCGUCGUCGUCGUGGAAGGAUAGAGAGAGAGUGAGAGAGAGGGGCAGAGAGGGACUGACCGAGAGACUGACCCUUCUUCUGCUCAAUCGUUUCUCACAUCCACAUUCACACUCCUUGGAGCAAUAUACACCUGCUACCUGCUACCUCCUACGAGUGCAACACUCAACGAAAGCCACUUCCGACACGCCGGUCGCUAAGCGGAAGCAGAUCCAGCACCAGAUAUCUCCUACUGUAUCUCACAGUUCGAGCUACCACUCCUCUAGACUGCCCUAGAUCGUGCUGGGUGCGCGUCUUUGGUUGAGCAGAUCUCUAGUAGGUUGUGGUCUCCCUCCCGUCGGGACAAGGCCAGUGCGCCUCUCGUUCCUCUAGCUUCCACGUGAAGCUUUCGUUGGCGCCAUAUAUCAUACCGUUGCCCAGGAACCACUCAGCGUCCGCUCACAGACUCUUACCUCUCCUCCGUCAUGGCAUCUACAAGCACCAAGCUUGGUCAUGGCUUGGCCAAGGUCCUCGGGAUCAAAUUGGAUUACAGGAACGACAGCCCAGCAUCAAAACUGUCACGAGGAGAGUCCGUCUUCUCCGUCGACAGCGCCGAUACGUACGUGGAACACGAACCGACAGCGUUAGAAUGGUUACAAGACAUCACUCCCAGCGGCCGCGACAUUCUCACCUAUCUCCACAACCUGUUUCCCUUCACGAGAUGGAUCCUGCGCUACAACGUCCAAUGGCUUGUCGGAGAUCUGAUUGCUGGCAUCACCGUCGGCGCAGUCGUGGUCCCGCAGAGUAUGGCAUACGCACAAUUGGCUGAGUUGCCAGUCGAGUACGGUCUGUACUCGUCGUUCAUGGGCGUCCUCAUCUAUUGGUUCUUCGCGACCUCGAAGGACAUCACCAUUGGUCCUGUGGCAGUCAUGUCCACCAUCGUCGGCAAUAUCGUAAACCAGGUUGCCAAGAAAGACCCUGACAUCGAAGGCCAUGUCGUAGCAUCCGCCCUUGCUGUCAUUGUCGGCGCGAUUGUCUGCUUUCUCGGUCUUGCACGUCUUGGCUGGCUCGUCGAACUCAUCUCCCUCGCUUCCAUCUCGGCUUUCAUGACUGGCUCUGCCAUCAACAUUGCGGUGGGACAAGUGCCGGCCUUGCUGGGCAUCAGCAGCAAAAUUGUCAACAAUCGCGCGUCGACGUACCUGGUCGUCAUCAACACCCUCAAGCAUCUCGGCUCCACCAAGCUUGACGCAGCUUUGGGUCUCACAGCGCUCCUGAUGCUCUACCUCAUCCGAUCGAGCCUGAACUAUGCCGCGAGGAAGAACCCCAAUCAUAAAAGACUGUACUUCUUCCUCAGCACUCUGCGCACGGCAUUCGUCAUUCUGCUCUACACUCUCAUCAGCUGGCUCAUGAAUAUUCAUCUCAAAGAUCACAACGCAAAGAACUCUUCCAUUGCCCUCUUGGGCUCUGUUCCCCGCGGCUUCAAGCACGCCGCCGUGCCGACCGUGAACAGUCAUAUUAUCAGUCUGUUUGCAAGUGAGCUUCCGGCGUCUGUGAUUGUGCUCCUGAUUGAGCACAUCUCCAUCUCCAAGUCGUUCGGACGUGUCAACAACUACACAAUCGAUCCAUCGCAAGAACUGGUGGCUAUCGGUGUUUCUAACCUGCUUGGACCAUUCUUGGGAGCUUACCCCGCAACUGGGUCCUUCUCUCGCACAGCCAUCAAAUCGAAAGCCGGUGUGCGCACCCCGUUCGCAGGCGUCAUCACUGCGGUCGUCGUGCUGCUUUCUAUCUACGCCUUGCCGGCGGUCUUCUUCUAUAUUCCAAAGGCGGCCCUGAGUGCUGUCAUCAUUCACGCCGUGGGCGACUUGAUCACCCCGCCCAAUACCGUCUACCAAUUCUGGAGAGUCUCGCCGGUGGAGGUGCCAAUCUUCUUUGCUGGUGUGAUUGUCACAAUCUUCACAACCAUCGAGAUUGGCGUCUAUGUGACCAUAUCCUGCUCGGCUGCAGUGCUUAUCUUCAGGCUGUUCAAGGCACAGGGCCGCUUUGUUGGCAAGGUCAAGGUGCAUGACGUGAUUGGCGAUCAAAUCACCGACAAUUCCAGUGACGACAAGAACCCCACGGGCAUUGAUGGUGACGGUAACUCGGGCAAAGUGGGCAGAGAUGUGUUCAUUCCCUUUGGCAACGAAGACGGCUCCAAUCCGGCAAUCCAGGCUCAGCACCCUUACCCAGGCGUCUUUAUUUACAGGUUCUCGGAAGGUUUCAAUUACCCGAAUGCAAACCACUACCUCGACUACUUGACUAAGGUGAUAUUUGCGCAAACACGGCGAACGAACCCUCACAGCUAUGCACGACCUGGAGACCGACCAUGGAACGACCCUGGCCCAAGGCCGGGUAAGGAGGUCGAUGUCAACGACCACAGACCAACGCUGAAGGCUAUCGUUGUCGACUUUUCCUCGGUUAACAACGUGGAUCUGACUUCGAUACAGAAUCUCAUCGACGUACGCAAUCAGCUCGACCGGUACACGGCGCCUGAGCGCGUCCAGUGGCACAUUGCUUGCGUGAACAAUCGCUGGACCAAGCGUGCCCUCGCGAGUGCUGGUUUCGGGUACCCUUCGAUCGAAGGAGAAGGCUCAUUCGAGCGCUGGAAGCCAAUAUUUAGUGUUGCUGAAAUUGGCGGCUCCUCUAGCGCCGCAGCUGCGGGUGACGAGGCAUACAACAAGCUUCACACGUAUACAUCUGCCAAGGAUGUGGAGAGCCACGGACAUGGAGCAAGGGAUGAUUCAUCCAGCGAUAUCCAAACACAGCUUCACAGUUCAUCGGCAUACAAAUCUGGCGCUGGGGUCAAGGUCGCAGUGGUGCAGGGCCUCAACAGGCCGUUCUUCCACAUUGAUGUCACGAGUGCAGUUCAGAGCGCUGUGCACAACAUACAGACAUCAGGAACGAGUGCUGAUUGAUUCAAUGCGAGCUGACGGAAAUCUUGUACAUGUUACCGCGACACAGAGAGAGCGUGUGUGCGAGUGUGUGGUGUGUGUGAGAGAGAGGGAUAAUGAUCAUGAUGACAAUGACGAUGAUACCAGACAUGAAAAAAUACAUUUAGAACACUUACUUCCACAUUUGUAAUGUUCUCC